Molecule: messenger RNA, 849 nt
Organism: Cyphellophora europaea CBS 101466
Lineage: Eukaryota; Fungi; Ascomycota; Eurotiomycetes; Chaetothyriales; Cyphellophoraceae
Exons: 1
Coding region: 1-849 (282 amino acids)
Molecular function (GO): hydrolase activity
Source: RefSeq, a predicted model, not a curated record
AUGUCCUGUGCUGGUUGCUUUACCGGUGGGGUCCGCGAUGGCAAGCCCAAGGGCACCUAUGAGCAACUCCACGGCUACCGCACAUAUAUUGCGAAACCAUCAAAGCCUCAUCUAUCGGGCAGCAAAAUCCUCUAUCUACCCGACUUCUUCUCCCACAAGCUCGUGAACAAUGCUCUUCUGGCCGACGCCUACGCCGAAGAGACAGGCCUCGAAGUCAUAUUCCCCGACAUCGUGCGCAACGGCGGAGUCGAUCCCUCGUGGAUGCCCGUUUUCGAGCCUCUCAUGUCCGACACCACGCCCUUCUGGCAGAAACUCUGGUGCGGCAUCCUCAUCAUCCCGCUGCUGCCCAUGAUGAUCCUGGGCGGGCCCGAAAAGGCCUACCCUGAGAUCCUUCGCUACGCCCGUGCCGUCAAAGCGUCCCUUCCACAAGGUGCCAAGCUGGGCGUCGCGGGUUUCUGCUGGGGUGGCUAUGGCAGCACGCACCUGUGCAAGGAGGCCGCCGUGGAGGGUGGCACCGAGAACCUGAUCGGUGCGCAUUUCGCGGGCCACCCUUCGCGGCUGGAUGCGCCGAAGGAUGUCGUGGAUGCCAUCACCCAGCGCAAUGUGCCGUACUCUGUCGCGGUGGCGGAGAUUGAUCCGAUGUACGAUGCGAAGAAGGCGGAGGAGACGGAGGCGAGACUGCGGCAGGAUGGGGUUGAGUCUGGGAAAGAUGGCAAGGUCUUUGAGAUCAAGAUCUACAAGGGCUCGCAUCAUGGGUUCUGCUGUCGGCUGAAGGAGGGCGAGGAUGAGGAGAAUGCCGCGGCGGCGGAGAAGCAGGCCAGUGAGUGGUUCAAGAAGCAUCUGACUUGA